AAGAGAAUGAUGUAGAUAAACUUUUAAAGAGAGUGAUGUAGAUAAUGUCGUUGAAUAGAAAUCGUGUCUAUGAAGACACGAAUUAUUUCAUUAUUCAACCUGAUUCAGCAGAAGAAAACGAAGAGAAUUAUUGCUGGGAUGCUCCGACUUACCUCACACAUCUGCAUCGAAAACAGCUAGCAACACAAUUACCAUUUGAAACGAGCUGGUGGAAGCCUUUGGAGAAAAAGAAAACUGUUUAUGUUGCACUCGUUAUGUGCUUGCACGUCGGUGUAGAUCCGCCAGAUAUAAUCCGUCCAAGUCCCUGUGCUCGGAUGCAAUGUUGGCAAAACCCACUCCAGAUUGCUCAACAAAAACCAGCAGAAGUAAUUGGGAAUGCCCUACAUCAACAGUAUGAACGAAUGCAACAGAGGGCGAGAUUCAAAAUCUUAACUGACCCAAUCAGUGAUACAGUGUCAAAAGCAUGUGUUCAGCUCCGCAAAAAUGCAAAAGAUGACCGAGUCCUGGUUCAUUACAAUGGUCACGGAGUUCCGAAGCCUACUGCCAAUGGCGAGAUCUGGGUUUUCAACAGAGAUUUUACCCAAUACAUACCAAUGUGUGUGCUCGAUGUGAAUAAAUGGCUGCAAGGACCAACAAUGUACGUGUUCGAUUGCUCAAAUGCCGGUCUAAUUGUAGAUACCUUCAAAAAUAUAUGUCUACAAGCAGAUCCCACUCUCGACGUCAUCUGUUUUGGUGCUUGUGGUCGUGAUGACAUUCUGCCUAUGAAUCCUGAGCUUCCUGCCGAUCUUUUCACAAGUUGCCUCACAACGCCCAUAAAAAUUGCAUUAAGAUGGUACUGCAUGCAGAAUCCAGAUUGCUUACCUCCUGGAAUAACUGCCGAGAGUACUGACAACAUUCCAGGAAAGACAACAGACAGAAGAACGCCCCUAGGUGAAUUGAACUGGAUCUUCACUGCCGUAACAGAUACCAUAGGUUGGUCUGUUCUACCAGUUUCCUUGUUCCAGCGGCUAUUUCGACAGGACAAUUUAAUCGCAGGACUUUCUAGAAACUUUCUUCUCGCAGUCAGAAUUUUGAAAUCAUACAAUUGUAAACCUUGCUCGGAGCCAGAUUUUCCUGAAGACACUGCCAAUCACCCCAUGUGGAAAGCAUGGGACAUGGUGUGCGACUUCUGUGUUCGACAGCUUCCCUACAUUCUGUCUCCUACGUCCACCUCACAGUCACAGGAGCCACCGCGCGAAAAGAAGGAAUACGUGUUCAGUCCCUUCUUCAGUGAGCAAUUGAAGGCGUUUGAGACUUUCAUGACUCAAAUCAGAACCACAGGGUACCAGAAGCCCAGUCUGCUUCCCAUUGUUCUUCAGGUGCUGUUAGCGCAGAAUCACAGACCUCGUGCUCUUGAAUUGCUGAAGCAAUUCCUCGACGUGGAUGUGCGUUCCGUGAUGUCUGCAAUGAGCGUUGGAGUAUUUCCCUAUAUAGCACGGCUUCUUUCCACUCCCUCAACUGCUACCCCGGAUACCCUGCCACCCCUGUUGUGUAUCUAUGCCAAGAUCAUAGCCCUGGAUCCCUCCUUUUAUUCAUCCCUGGAAAUGACCAAAGAGAUGUAUAUAAGCAGCUUUAAAGAAAUCAUGUGCAGUACUCAGCCGCCUUUCAGUAAUCUCCACAAAACACUGGCAGCAUAUAUAAUCUCCCGUAUGCUAAAUCACUUGCCAGAAGUUAGGGCCAUCUGCGCCGAAGACAAGCUCAGUUUUAUCCCCAUGUGUGAACAACAGCUGCAUGAAACAGACUAUCCUCUCUUCCACUUGUGGACUAUCAUCUGUUUAGGAAGUUUAUGGAAGAGCUGCGACGUUGCAAGACGCGCAGCGCUCCGUACCACCAUCCUCGAUAACUUGUUUGAAAUGCUGGGAAGUCCUCACGAGGAAUUGAGAACAGCGACACUGUGUGCGUUGGGAACCUUCGUUCAAAAUAGCAAUGUUGUAAAAGAGAAUAGCAAAAACAGCGACACAUCUGAGCAAGGGAAAACAAUGCCAAAAACAGACGCUCAAAUGGAUGAUACAGAUCAAAAGAUAGCUUACCAGAUCAUCAGGUGCAGGUUUGAUGUUAGUGAGAUGGUACGUAAAGAACUGGCUGUAUCAUUGGCUCAUUUUAUUCUCGAAAACGAAAAGAUUUUCCAAGCAAAGUGGAAACAGUUGGUCAUUAGUUUUUCCGAAGAUUCAAUUGCAAUGACUGGGAAUCUUUCACCAUUUUGGCGCAAUGGGGAGUCUUUUUACAUUGUGAAUGGAAAUGACUGUGAUAAUCAAUCUAAUAUCAGAAGGUUGAACAACUCGCCACGAGAAAACGAAAUGACAUCCUCACUUCAAGAAACAAAUGAAACUGAUGAUGAAACAAUCAAUGGGGCAAGUAACGGUUUUCAUGUUGGGACUCCGCCGACGAACGGUCCCCCUGCAGUUAGAAUGAAAAAGGUAUCUGUGGGUACAAAUGGUCCGACUAAAGACGGAGACUCAAGAAGAAACGAUAAUGCCUGUGCUCAAACCCCGACAACUCUGAGAAGAAACAACCAAAGCAUGCCCGCAAUUAAUCAAAUUGGUGCAACUGAAACAGUAGAAUAUAAAGAUCUAUGGGACACUUUGAUCAGUUUGGUCAACGAUCCAAGUGGAUCUGUGAGUGACAUUGCUAAACAGGUGUUGAAAAGGAUAUCGGAUGCGAGCAAAGGAGUCCAUGCCUCCGAGGAUAAAGAGAACUCACAACCUCCUAGGGGAAUCCUAAGGAGCGACAGUUGCACGAAUCCUCCGAGCCAUUCUCUGAUACCACAUAGUAGUGGUCUGAGGAAGAAAGGGAACUCCUGUGAUGAUCCAACGUCAAGUACAUCUAGGUUAAACUUGUUGGAGGAAGAGCCUACUGCUAAUCAGGGAAAAUCGCAGCACGUGAGGUUCAAUCAACGCCAGGACGAGACCUAUUACUACCACAAAGAGAAUCCUGCAGGGUAUUUAUGCACUGGUUUUAUUGAAGAGUACUCGCAACUGAUGUUGGAACCCUUCCAUAAAUGGCCGUUUGCAAAGGCAAAUGUUCAGAUGCCGUCAUCUGCAAACCUGUCUCCGACAGAAAAAGAAUCUUUUUACAAUAUCGAAAAAUUAAAAAUGUUCAGGAGCAACGCGAAAUGGAGAAUAAAGGCCAGCAAGAGGAAGCUGGAUUUGUCCCGUAAGGGAGAGGUUACUGCAGUUUUACAAGUCCAGGAUAACUCGACUUUCGGAUCAUCAACAGAUGUUAAAAAUCAGCUCCUCUCGUUUCAGUUUGAGCCCUACAAGAACACUGCAAUGCUUGUUGGAAGCCACAGCGUGCUGAAUUUUGACCUUGAUUCCAAAAAUCUGCAAAUUUGGUAUGACGACAACGCCACUGUGCAGCAUGUUGCAUGUUCCAAACCUAGUGAUAGGAAGUUUCUCAGUGCUGACAUUGUGAACUCUCAUGAAAAGCCAUUGCUUCUGGUUGGAAAUUCUCUGGGCUGCUUCAAAAUUAUUAAUUGCAGUGAAAAUGCCUCUAAAAUUGAGGACGACAACCUCACUCGGGGAGACAGCCUAAGGUCACAAACUGUGAAUACAGAUGAAAGAUCAGGCGUUUUGUGUUCGUUUCGAGGCUUCAGAGUUGCUCCUAACCAACCGCUCCAAAGACUGGCAACUUCCUGGAACUGCUGGACUGGAAAGUUAUUAGCUGCGGCCACAGAUCAAACUUUUGACCUGAAUUUGAACGCUAAAGCGAAAAAUAUUGCUCGAGUUUGGGAUCUAGAAACUCAACGUUAUGAGCACGAGUUUAAUGCUAUUACUCCGAUAACUCGAUGUUUGUCCCAUUGCGACUACUACGAGAAAGCACCGGACAUCAAUCCAUUUGUUCACUAUUUGGGUUUAUACAAUGGCUCGAUUCAAACUUUCGAUACUCGGCAGUCUGAGCGGAAUCGCGUAUUGUAUCGAGAACACAAUAAAUCUAUAGCCUACCUCACAAGUCACAGAGACAAUUGUCUGUUGAGUUAUGCAGAAACUGUGAAGCUCUGGGAUUUGAGGAAACCUCAUUCGAUUACAACUCAUCGACUACCGGAGAACCACCAGCGAAUCGCAGUCUCACAUUUGUCAUCAUUGUUCGCGACGACCUACCUGAAAGGCAACGCUUACCACGCCGAUAUUUGUCAUCUAGAUUCAGGAAAAACUGUCUCUUCCUUCAAAAUUCAACCUCAAAGUUACUCCUCGUUUCUCUCAACUAGUAAACCCCAAUUGCUAGAUGUACAACACGUCGAGUUUCACCCGUGCAAGAAUCUGAUAGGUUUUGCAUCCCAAAGUGGAGCCCUCCUAGUCUAUAAAUUGAAUCACGCAUCUGAUAUUGAUUAGCUUUUUUGUUAGAAGUAAUAAAUACAAAAAUUGUGCAUAUAACUGCCUUAGUAAAUCAUUUAAUGACAUUUUGGCUGGGGAAGGGUACUUAAUUUUAAUGCGAAGAAAAUGAGCCAGGCGAAAGUGGUUGAAACGGUGUUUGGAAACGUGACGCUUGUGAAAUGACCAAACUUGGUUACGUGAAAACAUAUGAGGCCUUGGGUAUCACGUUACGGAACAAAAUUAAUGGUUAAAUCUCUCUAAAAUGUCAUUGUGUUAUGCAGUAAAGAUUUUGGCAUUGAUUUUACAUUUGCUUUUGAAUUAUUUUUGUUAUGAUGUCUGUAUAUUUCAGAAUUAGUUCAACUUCGCAUCCGGACUACAUGAAAUUGCUCCGAUAUGUUUUAAAACGAAUCAUUUUUUGCAGUAGCUCCAAAUGUCAGUGAAUUUAAAUGCGAAACUAACGGAACGUUCUGGCAUAUCCAUGGCAUCUGUUUCGUCUAGUUAAAAUAUAGAUCUUGAUCACGCUUGCUCUGUAUCGGUCAUGUAGCUUAAACUCCCAUUGAAUAUAGAUAUUUCAUCAAAGGCAAAUUUUUGUCAAUAUUUCAAAUGAUAUAAUUAGGGCUUAUGGUCCAAUAUUCUGUUAUGUAGAUUAUUUAGUUAAAAUUUACACUGUCGAUUUCUC
Symsagittifera roscoffensis is the source of this 5028-nucleotide messenger RNA. Its product is annotated as regulatory-associated protein of mTOR-like. Gene Ontology annotation, biological process: cellular response to amino acid stimulus; TOR signaling; regulation of autophagy. Gene Ontology annotation, molecular function: protein binding; protein-macromolecule adaptor activity. The record is from RefSeq and is a predicted model, not a curated record. The transcript is spliced from 6 exons. The coding region runs from base 45 to 4367 and encodes 1440 amino acids. Lineage: Eukaryota; Metazoa; Xenacoelomorpha; Acoela; Convolutidae. Gene Ontology annotation, cellular component: cytoplasm; TORC1 complex.